Messenger RNA from Patiria miniata (bat star), 2081 nucleotides. RefSeq names its product cytochrome P450 2U1-like. The record is from RefSeq and is a predicted model, not a curated record. Gene Ontology annotation, molecular function: heme binding; iron ion binding; oxidoreductase activity, acting on paired donors, with incorporation or reduction of molecular oxygen, reduced flavin or flavoprotein as one donor, and incorporation of one atom of oxygen. The transcript is spliced from 3 exons. Gene Ontology annotation, biological process: xenobiotic metabolic process. Gene Ontology annotation, cellular component: intracellular membrane-bounded organelle; cytoplasm. Bases 184 to 1710 code for a protein of 508 amino acids. NCBI's taxonomy places the organism in Eukaryota, Metazoa, Echinodermata, Asteroidea, Valvatida, Asterinidae.
UAUGCACUGCACCCUAUAUCAGUAACUUACACGUAUUUGUUCUGUACUAGGUUAGAAGCGAAUAUUGCCUCUGUGAUUGUCAUCCAACACAGCUUAUCUCGCGGUGGCCGCACUAACAAGCAUACAGGCUUAAAACAAAGUAUCUUACAAAAGUGUCUGCAAGCAAAUUCCACUUAUUUGAUUAUGGGGGAAAGAAGCUGGGAAUACUACUCUUAUGCGCCGGGGGUGCUCCUUGGCGUCUGCUUGAUCGCUCUCAUCAAGAGCCUACCUCAUUCCAAGAAUCAGAAGAUGUAUCAGAUGCCACCGGGCCCCAAGGGUUGGCCCAUCUUGGGAAGCCUCGUCCAUCUUUCAGGGGUCGGACGGGAUGAGUUUCUCUUCGGUCUUGUCCGCCAGUACGGAGGGGUAUUCAGUUUGCGUCUUGGCAGCCAACUGGUGGUGGUCGUCAACAGUUUCCGAGACGUGAUGCGACCGCUGCUCCUUGAUGGUCACGUCUUGAGCGAAAGGGCGCCGAUAGAGUCUCUAGAUUGCUAUUUCCAGGGGCGGGGCAUAGCUGGUGCUAAAUACGGUAGCGGCUGGGAAGAAGUGCGACGUUUCACUCACCGCAUCUUCAGAUCUCUCGGCGUGGGUCGGCGAUGCUUCGAAGCCAACGUCCUCGGCGAACUGGACCACAUGUUCUCGGAGGUGGAGCAGCGGGUGGGACGCAAGGAAGGAUUCGACCCGAUGCUCCUCUUCAAUAACGCCACCGCCAACGUCAUCGGCUCGGUGCUGUACGGCCAAAGAUUCGAUCGCAAGAACGCAGUCUUCGAGGCCAUGAAAGCUGCUCUUCACCGGAGCUUGCAGCUGAUCCAGUACGGCGGGGCGUCCACCUUCCUCCCCUUCAUGCGCUAUCUCCCUACUCUGCCCGGCCUGAAGGCCUUUUACAAGGAAAUGGACACGGCCAUUCACUGUAACGAGAUUUUCAUCAAAAAAUACCUGCAGGAACGUGAGAACGGAGACCAGGUGGUCACAACUAUCGUCGAUGCCUACUUGGACGAAAUCAAGCAGGGGGAGAGCUCUUCCUUUUCACACGAGUCGCUCGCUUUCGUGAUCAACGACCUGUUCAUGGCCGGCACGGAAACGUCCGCUACGGUGCUCACAUGGGCAGUGCUGGCGGCUCUCGUUCAUCCGCAGAUCCAGGAACGGAUCCACCAAGAGAUCGACUCACAGGUCCCGACCAGUCGGCAGAUCACCCUUCAGGACAAACCCAACCUGCCGUACACCCAGGCCGUUCUGCUGGAGACACUCCGCUACGGAAGCGUCGUGCCGGCCGUCAUGCGAGCGACAACUCAAGACACCGCCAUCUCGGAUUAUGAGGUUCCGGAAGGGACUAUCGUGAUGUUGAACUACCUGUACGCCAACUUCGAUCCGGAGGUGUGGGAGGACCCCGAGGAGUUCAAGCCGGAGCGUUUCCUUGACGACGAGGGGCAUCUCGUGGAGCGAGAGGAACUCAUUCCAUUUAGCAUCGGGAGACGCAACUGCCUGGGCGAUAGCCUGGCCAAGAUGGAGAUUUUCCUCUUCUUCAGCAAUUUGCUGAAGUUCUACCGUUUCGAGCCGACCAAUGAAUCUGAGUUGAGCAUGGCACCGCAGGCCGGCUUAACUCGUGUCCCACUCCCGUACACCGUCAAGGCCAGUAGCCGCGGUCACUGCAUCUGUUCUUCCAUGGAGGAAUAAAUCAAAAGUACACCUUCUCGGAACCACAUGCCCUUAAAUGCACGUAUAGGCACAUUGGUUUAGUUACCUUGAAAUACACCCAUUGAGAAGAAAAACUUGCCCAAAGUGGCGAUAGGGCUGGUCCCAACUACUACCGUGAAGUUGUCCCGCCAGCAAUCAUUGAAAAAGUGGGCCCGCGGGUAGCAAAGGAAUCCACUAUAUUGUACAUUAUGUUUUCUCUGUGUCGUCAAAAUGUAUAUAGUGGCCAUGUAGAUAUUUUGAUCAAUAUUGUUGCUUCACUAAUAGUGGGGCAGAAACUUGGGGCAGUUGUGCCUUUGAUGACACAAAUAUGGAAUUUGGCACACAGUCAGAGUAUGUCAUGAGAAAGACAU